Messenger RNA from Marmota flaviventris (yellow-bellied marmot), 1427 nucleotides. It is a transcript of the gene Selenof, whose product is annotated as selenoprotein F. NCBI's taxonomy places the organism in Eukaryota, Metazoa, Chordata, Mammalia, Rodentia, Sciuridae. Gene Ontology annotation, cellular component: endoplasmic reticulum lumen. The record is from RefSeq and is a predicted model, not a curated record. Gene Ontology annotation, molecular function: oxidoreductase activity.
UGAGUAAUUGAAAGGAGACAAUAACUGUCUUUAUAUUUGAUUACCUUUAACCUUUCAUAUGUCUUUAGUUAAUAUUUGUCUCUUCAAAAUAAGAGAUUUGAUGGCAGCGGCCUUCCGUGGCCUUUUUUCGAUCAGGCUCUGAAGUGGAUGCCCCUAGCCGAGGGGUCCUCUGGGUAGCCAGAGAUUUACGAUUGAUGAUAGCGAUGGCGGCUGGGCGAGGUGGAUGGCUUGGGCCAGCUUUUGGGCUGAGGUUGCUGUUGGCUACUGUGCUUCAAGUGGUGUCUGCUUUCAGGGCAGAAUUUUCAUCAGAGGCAUGCAGAGAGUUAGGCUUCUCUAGCAACUUGCUCUGCAGCUCAUGUGAUCUACUUGGACAGUUCAACCUACUUCAGCUGGAUCCUGAUUGCAGAGGAUGCUGUCAGGAAGAAGCUCAAUUUGAAACCAAAAAGCUCUAUGCAGGAGCUAUUCUUGAAGUCUGUGGAUGAAAAUUGGGGAGGUUCCCUCAAGUCCAAGCUUUCGUCAGAAGUGAUAAACCCAAACUAUUCAGAGGACUACAAAUCAAGUAUGUUCGUGGUUCAGACCCUGUACUAAAGCUUUUGGACGACAAUGGGAACAUUGCUGAAGAACUAAGCAUCCUCAAAUGGAACACAGACAGUGUAGAAGAAUUCCUGAGUGAAAAGUUGGAACGCAUAUAAAUGUUGCUUUAGUUUUGGCCUAUUUUGUUACCUUGUCAAAUGAAAUAUUACAGCACCUAGAAAAUAGUUUUGCUCAGUCUCUUAUAGUGAGGCAUUAAACAUCUAAUUAGAAGUUGAAGUGGCAGCACAGCUCUUGAUAGCUAAGGAGUUGGCAAGCUUCACAAACCCCGUUUUUUGUUUUUUGGUUUUUUUUUUAAUAAAUUUCUGUCCUCCUGCAUUUGUUAUACCACUAACAAAAUGCUUUGUAAUAGGCUUCUGGUUAAUUAUGCAAAUGAUAGUUUGUGAUAAUUGGUCUGGUUUAUGUACAACCCAUUUUUAAAUUAGAGAGGUUAAUAAGAGAUGAUUGCUAUGCCUCAUGUGCUGUGUGCUAUUUUGAAAGUAAUAACAGAAAACUACAAAGCAAAUAAGACAUGCCAAGCCUCAACCGCCUGAUCCUCAUAGCCUCUCAUAUUUGUGUAUUACCCUAUUUUCUUUUUAAUGGAAAAGUUAUAGUUUGUAAUGAAUGUACUGCUUAAAAACUUGAUAGCCUAAUUAUUGUAAAACAUUCAAGAGCUGCAGUGAGAGUGAAACAUUCACAAAGAUUUGUAUUAAUGAAGACUACACAAAAAACCUUUCUGAGGAUUUGUGUAGAUCCGAUAUUUAGCAAAUUUUUGUGUUUUACAUUCUUACUGAAAAGUUCCAUUUAAAAAUGACCAUUUACAAGACCAAAAUAUAAAUAAAAACUUUGAAAAUCUA